This is a messenger RNA of Perca flavescens (yellow perch), 1714 nucleotides long. It is a transcript of the gene gjb10, whose product is annotated as gap junction protein beta 10. Gene Ontology annotation, cellular component: connexin complex. Bases 271 to 1062 code for a protein of 263 amino acids. The record is from RefSeq and is a predicted model, not a curated record. Lineage: Eukaryota; Metazoa; Chordata; Actinopteri; Perciformes; Percidae. Gene Ontology annotation, molecular function: gap junction channel activity. The transcript is spliced from 2 exons. Gene Ontology annotation, biological process: cell-cell signaling.
UGCCGUGGAGCGGCCACACCUGAGCAGGUUGAGCUGAGAGGAGACAUGGCAGGCCAACAACUCCACCCCCUCCGCUCCCGUCCUGUUGAGAAAUCUGCGGAGGUUCUCAUCGGUGAGGUUCAUCCAAAGCACGCUCCGACACUGAUCCGCAACAACUGCUUUUAAACUGCUGUUGGAUACCUGAGUUGUGUCUGUGCCAUUUCAGCUGAAUAAAGCUUCCCCUGUCUUCCAUCAGCAGGAAGAGAAGACAGGCUGUGAACAAACCUCGUCAUGAACUGGGCAUUCCUCCAGGGCCUCCUCAGUGGGGUGAACAAGUACUCCACAGCUUUUGGCCGAGUGUGGCUCUCUAUUGUUUUCCUCUUCAGGGUCAUGGUGUUUGUGGUGGCAGCAGAGAAGGUAUGGGGUGACGAACAGAAAGACUUCAAAUGCAACACGGCUCAACCCGGGUGCCACAAUGUCUGCUAUGACCACUUCUUCCCCGUCUCCCAUGUCCGGCUGUGGGCCCUGCAGCUCAUCUUUGUCACCUGCCCCUCUCUCCUGGUGGUGAUGCAUGUAGCCUACAGGGACGACAGGGAAAGGAAACACCGGCUUAAGUAUGGCGAGAACUGUGACCGCCUCUAUGCGAACACGGGCAAGAAGCGCGGAGGCCUGUGGUGGACCUACGUCCUCACAUUGGUCUUUAAAAUAGCUGUGGACGCCACCUUCGUCUACCUUGUGUACCACAUCUACGAAGGCUACGACUUCCCCUCGCUCAUCAAGUGUGAACAGGAGCCAUGUCCCAACAAGGUGGACUGCUUCAUCGCUCGGCCCACUGAGAAACGAAUCUUCACCAUCUUCAUGGUGGUCACCAGCCUGGCCUGCAUCGUCCUCUCUAUUUUCGAAAUCGUCUACCUGGUUGGUAAAAAAUGCCGUGAAUGUAUCAUCUCGUCACACAACUCUCGCCGCAGCACGACCAACAGGAUGCACAGUGGAAGCAACCUGAUGGAGUCAGACACUCUAAAGGUGCCUGGCAAAACCAGCCCUGAAACGCCUGCUCCUUCAUACAGCCUUGCUAUAUCUUGAAAUGCUGAGAAUAAAGACAAAGACUUCAUGAAAAACUGUCUUUGGAAAGGAAAUAUGCUUUUCCUCCCGCUACAGGCGCUCCCUUAAAAGCAGACAUUUGUGUGUUUAGAGAUUGAACUACGUUCUUUACCGUUUUUGUGUCCACUGUCAGAAAACUUGAAAUUCUGGACCACAAGGCAUGUGUGUCAUUGAUCUGGAAUGUGGUCACUGUUGUGGAUUUCAGUCAGAGUAUUCACAGAUAUAUAUAUUUUUAACAGAUGGAGUUCUACAGCCCUUGCAAAGAAAAUCAAGUCUGUGUAAUUUAGAUUUAGCCUUGAGACCAAUUACAUGAGUCACUUGGUGGUUUGGAGAUGGUUUUUCACAAACACAAGUGGUUUGCUGUGUAAAGUUUUCCUUCUACUCGUUGCCAAACCCACGGAAUGUUUAGUUCAAGCUGUACUGCGUCUUCUACCUUCCAUUACAUGUUCAUAUCUGACUCUUUGUGGAUACUGUACUUUAUGUAAUUUAUCAACAUGUUUGAAAGAUUGUGCUGUUGUGCGUGUUAUUGUUCUGACCUGUUUAAACUGCUUCCUGUACACAAGCAGUAGAUAGCAAUGAAGUCAAAAUGCAGAGUUGUGAACACAGCUGGCAAUAAUAUCAGGAUGUGCAUAUU